CGCUACCAACUGAACGAAACGUCAAAACAAAAUCCACUACGGCCAACUUUAUUGUUUAUUUUCGAGUGGAAUGCGUUAGUUAACUUCUGUAAAAUGCCUGGAACUAUUCUGGAGAAUUUGAGUGGCAAAAAGCUCAGCGUUCUAGUGGGAAUAUUGCUGACGUUCCAGUUGGCGUGUUUUUUGGUCGGUUUGAUCGCUCCGAGCCCGGCCAAUUUUCAAAAUGUUGGGGCCACUUUCUGCGUGGACCGGAAUCCGGACAACAAAGACGAAAAUCGGUGGUUUACGAGGCAGUGCAAGGAGAGUUUACAUGACUUGGGGAACACCACGGGGCUUUCAGCGAAGAAUAUUGUGUUCGUCUUCGAAAUGCCGCUGUUUCGCGUCGAUUUCUCGCGCUGGCAACAAAAACUCGUCGGCAUGGUGCACUUCGAGCAAAUCUAUCAGGAGGGCCGCAAACUGACCCCGACCGUACAACUGUCGAUAGACGCUAGGUUGGCGUACGCCGACAAAACGCUAGACGGCGCUCGAACGCCGUGGACGCGGUACGCGCACGCGCAGGAAAACCGUCACAUGGACUGCGAUCUGGACGCGAUCAGGGACCACAAGGACGGCUACCCGUACGACUGCUCGAUGGUGCCGCUGUUCGAGCUCGGGAACUUGUACCACGACUAUUACUUGCUGAACGUGAGGCUGCCGCAGAGCCAGAACAGCGAACUGGGGAGGGUUCACGACGUGCAGUUAAACGUGAUCUUUAUGAACGGCGGUUUCACCAAGGUUUGCGUCAGCAUGAAGACGGUGUUCUUCCCGUUGGUGUUGGGGGUGCUCUUGUGGUUCUGGAGGCGCGUUUUUAUACUAUCCCGCACACCAGCUUUGUUGGAGUACAUGCUUCUAUCACUUGGUGUCACUUUGGCGGUGUUGAACUUCCCCUUGGAGUACUUCUCGUUGUAUUUCGACAUGCCUUACAUGCUUAUAUUGAGCGAUGUUCGUCAAGGUGUAUUCUAUGCGAUGCUUUUGUCCUUCUGGUUGGUUUUCGCUGGGGAACACAUGUUGAUACAGGAUAACGGCGAAAAAAAUUGCCUCAAAAUGUACUGGAAACAUCUGUCGACAAUCGCCGUUGGUUGCAUGUCGCUUCUUAUUUUUGAUCUGUGCGAACGCGGGGUUCAAUUGGUCAACCCUUUCUACUCCAUUUGGGUCACCCCAACAGGCACUCAUCUGGCACUGUCGUUUGUAAUAUUGGCGGGUUUAUCAGCGUGCAUGUAUUUUCUGUUUUUGUGCUACAUGGUUUGGUGCGUCUUCAAGAACAUCUCCAUCAAGAGAUCGGUGUUGCCGAGCAUGUCGCAGGCGCGCAGAUUGCACUACGAGGGCAUAAUCUACCGCUUCAAUUUUCUGAUGGCGGUGACGCUGAUUUGCGCCGCCGUCACGGUGGUGUCGUUCAUUUUGUCGCAGGUGGCCGAGGGGCAGAACAAGUGGGACGAGGAGUUGGACUUCGAGGUGUCUUCGGUGCUUUACACGGGGGUUUACGGGAUGUGGAACGUGUACAUCUGCGGCAUGCUGAUGCUGUACGCGCCGAGCCACAAGCAGUGGCCUUCGGACCCGACGGGUCAAGACGGCGAGGAGCUGGAGUUCAGCAGGUUGCCUACCGAGUCGGUGCCCAGCGAAAUUUCGUCUCUGACCUCUUUCGCCACCAAGGCUAGUAUCGAGUAAUUCGUCGUGUUUUAGAUUGUAGAUUUAGAGCUUCCAAUAUUUAUGUAUUUAUCGAUUCUUCUAUAAAUUUCGGGAUUGUUAGAAAUAUCGGGAUGAUCCAUGACAUAAUUUUGAUGAUUUUUUAAGUUAUGGUAAUUUUUAAAAUUCUAGAAGUUUUUGGAGGUUAAAAAUCAUUAAAAUUUGGAAAAUCUUAAAAAUUCUAAAAAUUAACCGAAUCCCGAGUUUUGGGAUUAGAAACCUUACCUCAGAGUAUAUUAAACAUGGAUCAAAUUUUAAAAGAAUUUGGAAAUUUUUUUUCAAAUUUUCCAAAAUUAUCAAAAAAUUAGAUUUUUGAGAUUGUCCCAAAUAGAAAAAGAGUAUAAAACUGGG
Brassicogethes aeneus is the source of this 2070-nucleotide messenger RNA. NCBI's taxonomy places the organism in Eukaryota, Metazoa, Arthropoda, Insecta, Coleoptera, Nitidulidae. The record is from the annotation of a GenBank genome assembly.